CGGGCGCUGACCUCCUGGGUGGGCAUCGCGCGCAUCUUCGCCAUCGUGCUCUCCUGCAUCGCGUUCAGCUUGGUGGCCUCCACCAGGAUCUACGGGGGAACCUACGGGACGUGGUGCAUGUUCACCUGGUGCUUCUGCUUCGCCGUCACCGUGCUCAUCGUGCUGCUGGAGCUGCUGGAGCUGUACCCCAAGCUGCCCCUCUCCUGGGAUGACUUCACCUCAGCCUUCUCCAUGCUGGCCGCGCUGAUGAUCUUCACCACCUCCGUGGUGUUCCCCUCCACCUUCAUCUCCAGUCCCUGUAACUCUGAUACGUGCGCCCGGCAGGCCGCCGCCACGGCCAUAUCCUGCCUCUGCUUCCUCGCCUAUGCUCUGGAGGUGGGGCUAACGCGAGCCAAGCCGGGUGACAUCAGCAGCUUCCUCUCCACUGUGCCGGGGCUCCUCAAGGUUUUCGAAGCCUACGUGGCCUGUCUGAUCUUCUCUUUGCUGGACGAUGUCGGCUCCGAACCUGCCCUGCAGUGGUGUGUGGCAGUCUAUGCCAUCUGCUUCAUCAUCACCCUCCUCAUCAUCAUCAUGACCAUCGGCCGGUGCCUCGCUUACAUGCCUUGCCCCCUGGAGAAGAUGCUCGUCGGCUACAACGCCCUGGCGCUGGUGAUGUACCUCACGGUCACCGUCAUCUGGCCCCUGUACAGCUUCAGGAACACGAGGCGCCCCAACCCCUGCGGUGCGAACUGCUGGUGGAACAGGCGCCUGGGGGUGACCUUCCUCACCAUAUUCAACCUCCUUGCCUACCUUGUAGACCUGGUGUACUCCACCAAGAUGGUCUUCAUCUCGGUGCCUACCUAA
Molecule: messenger RNA, 843 nt
Organism: Tinamus guttatus (white-throated tinamou)
Lineage: Eukaryota; Metazoa; Chordata; Aves; Tinamiformes; Tinamidae
Gene: MYADM
Product: myeloid associated differentiation marker
Cellular component (GO): membrane
Source: RefSeq, a predicted model, not a curated record